Messenger RNA from Xyrauchen texanus (razorback sucker), 1518 nucleotides. It is a transcript of the gene rab38a, whose product is annotated as RAB38a, member RAS oncogene family. Gene Ontology annotation, biological process: phagosome-lysosome fusion; endosome to lysosome transport. Gene Ontology annotation, cellular component: Golgi apparatus; lysosome; trans-Golgi network. Gene Ontology annotation, molecular function: GTP binding; GTPase activity. The coding region runs from base 37 to 672 and encodes 211 amino acids. The transcript has 3 exons. NCBI's taxonomy places the organism in Eukaryota, Metazoa, Chordata, Actinopteri, Cypriniformes, Catostomidae. The record is from RefSeq and is a predicted model, not a curated record.
CAGACGCGUCCAUGUUAGGCUCCAUAUCACAGAAACAUGCAGAACCAUCACCUGAAAGAACACCUGUAUAAAAUCCUGGUGAUCGGGGAUCUGGGUGUGGGGAAAACCAGCAUCAUUAAGCGCUACGUGCAUCAGAACUUCUCCGCCAACUACAGGGCGACCAUCGGCGUGGAUUUCGCCCUCAAAGUCUUGAACCUGGACCAGGAGACCGUCCGACUGCAGCUCUGGGACAUCGCCGGUCAGGAGCGUUUCGGAAACAUGACGCGAGUGUACUAUCGAGAGGCCAUGGGUGCCUUCAUUGUCUUCGACAUCACAAGACCGUCAACAUUCAAGGCGGUGGCGAAAUGGAAAGAAGAUCUCGAUGCCAAGCUGAGUUUAUCCAACGGCAAACACGUGGCAGUCGUGUUGCUCGCCAACAAGUGUGAUCAGGGCGGAGACGUUCUCACGAACAACGGCAUUAAGAUGGAGCAGUUCUGCGAGGAGAAUGGCUUUGUGGGAUGGUUUGAAACUUCUGCCAAAGAGAAUAUUAAUAUAGAUGAGGCAGCGCAGUGUCUGGUGAAGCACAUAAUAUCUAAUGAGAAUGAUCUGCUGCAGUCAGAGGUUACAGACACCAUCUCGCCGCUGCAGGAGUCGAGCAGCGGAGGAACCUGCUCAGCGUGUUUCAGGUCCUGAAGUCACUGCGCCUCAUCCUACAUUAGACUCAACACAAACAAACAGAGAUCUCCUUGUCUCUUAUCAUUCCUUUCCAUUCUCGUUCUUGUUUUAUUCCUAUUUCUUUUUUUCUUUUCUCAUCUCACCUCACCUGCAUUUAUAUGUGUUAGCACUGGCGAGGGGACCUUGCUGCCAUAUCUUCAUUUCCAUGGUAACAGACUUAUCAAACACUGUCUUUUAAGAGGUAAAAGAAAGUUUUGUGAGUUCUCCGUCUCUCUCUCUCUCUCUCUCUCUCUCUCUCUCUCUCUCUCUCUCUCUAUAUUGGCUUAUCUACAGAACUUCACAAGGACCCUUGAGGUUCUGAGUGUUCUUGCCAAAUCAUCAGGAUGCAAACAGAGAAAUGGCAAUAAAACCCCCAAUAGCCACUUAAGAAAGUUCCAAGUGAGGUUCUUUCAUUUCAUUUAAACUUUUAUUGUUUUCCUGUUUAUUUUUAUUAUGGACCAAAUUCUCUUAAGUGAAAAUUACUUACAUAAGCAAAAUGAUUAUGAAUGUUAAUUUGUUUUUGCCCGCUGUGCAUACAAUAUAAAAAAAGUGCCAAACUGUGAAAAACAUAAAGGCAGCCAAAAGUCAUACUGCUCAGAAUUUCUAUACUGUAUACAGUCCUUACAAGUAUUAAUGUAUUAAAAUUUGUCCUGAUUUUUAACUUUUAAACAUUGCUUUGUAUUGUUUUAUUGUUUUUUUUUGUCAACGCUGCAAUACAAUUGACUGGUUAUUUAUCAUGUGGCUGUAAGUUAUAUAUUUUUAAUACAGAGUAUGAAAUUAUGUCAUGUAUUUACUCAGUAUACAGUAGAAUGGUUUUAAGUUAAA